Phanerochaete carnosa HHB-10118-sp is the source of this 254-nucleotide messenger RNA. RefSeq lists its product as uncharacterized. The record is from RefSeq and is a predicted model, not a curated record. Lineage: Eukaryota; Fungi; Basidiomycota; Agaricomycetes; Polyporales; Phanerochaetaceae. The transcript has a single exon. The annotation marks the transcript as partial.
GUCGGGCGAAUCCAGAAACGCGACUAUCUCGUGCAAGAUGCCCGGAAUACGACCCGCGCGCGGCAUGCAUAGCCAUCAUCCACAACGAUCGGAUGGCUUGUGUUGGUUUAAUAUCUCCCGAUUCUAUCAACGCCUGGAGUCAGUGGAUGCAGCCUAUAGCUUGGUGUGUCUCACUUCAGAUGUCCCAGAUUGAAUACAUGCGACUUCCACCUCGCACCCAGGGUGUGUGGAACGUUGACCUCCACAGGAUAUGC